AUGACUCCUCUGGUGAUGUGGCUUCUAUGUUACCCCUUAUCUGUUGCCACUCCUGUUAACUCGAGCCCUGACCCAGCCUGUUCCCUGCUGGGCAAUUUUGAGCCCAAUUUCCACGCUGAUGGAGACUUCAUCAUUGGAGGAAUUUUUCCCAUGCAUUACAAAGUUGAGCAACCAGACCAGAACUUCACUUACAAACCGGCUGCUCCACAAUGUCAGGGAUUUCACCCCAGAUCUUUCCGCUGGGCACAGACUAUGAGGCUGGCUGUUGAGGACAUCAACCAGAGUCAGAACCUGCUGCCUAACUUCACUCUGGGAUACAAGAUCUUUGACUCCUGUUCAAUAGAGAUAAGUUAUUUCUCAACAUGCUCCUGUCUUAGCAACAGGAAAGAAUUCCCAACAUUUUUUAGAGUCAUUCCUAAUGACGACUACCAGAUAAAAGCAAUUGCAAGCCUCCUGCUCCGAUUUAGAUGGACUUGGGUUGGUGUUGUCGCUCAAGAUGAUGAUUAUGGGAGAUUUGCAUUACUGGGCCUUUUGAGGGAAGUAAAGAACACUGGUGUGUGUUUGGCCUAUCAGAAACUGAUUCCCAAAGUGUACAGUCGUGAAGGAAUCCUUGAAAUCCUGGAUGUGAUGAAGCACUCCACUGCAAGAGUCGUUAUCAGCAUUGCUGUUGAGGGUGAGCUCUACCCCUUAUUUAAAGAGUACAUGGAUCAGAACAUCACUGGCAUCCAGUGGAUUGCCAGUGAAGCCUGGGUAACAGCAUCAAUAUUCGCAGGCAGUGAGUUCUACCCAUUUCUAGGUGGCACCAUUGGUUUCGCCGUCAGGCAGGGGCAGAUUCCUGGUCUUCGAGACUACCUGAUGAACGUAAACCCAUUGAAGUACCCCAGUAACCCCCUGGUACACAAGCUGUGGAGUGCCUUGUACGGUUGCUCCCUCUACCCCUCCAGCAGCAGGACCCAGGCCUCCUCCCAGCUGCCCCCCUGUUCAGGGCUGGAGCCCCUGCAGGAGCAGCACUCUGCUUACCUGAACACCUCCAGCCCUCGUAUUUCCUACAAUGUGUACAAAGCCGUGUACGCCAUCGCUCACUCCCUGCACAACCUCAUCAGCUGUAAGCCUGGGAAAGGGCCCUUCCAUAACUCCUCAUGUGCUGAUGCCACAUACAUUCAACCAUGGCAGGUUCAGCAGUAUCUUCAAGAUGUUGUCUUCACUAUUUCUGGAGAAGAUGUGGAUUUUGAUGCAAAUGGAGAUUCAAUUCCGUCAUAUGAUCUGAUCAAUUGGCAAAGAGGAGCAGCUGGAAAUAUUGAGUUUGUCAAUGUGGGUCUGUAUGAUGGUGCAAAGGACAUUGGGAAGGAGCUAUUUAUCCAGGAGGAGGGGAUCAUGUGGACUGGCCAUCAAACUGAGUUGUUGGUGUCUGUGUGCAGUGAUAGCUGUGCUCCAGGAAGCAGGAAGGCUGUCCGUCGUGGGGAGCCUCUGUGCUGCUUUGAUUGUGUACCAUGUGACGACGAUUCAAUAGACUGCGCAUCUUGUCCUGAAGAUUACUGGUCCAAUGCAGCCAGAACUGAAUGCAUACCCAAAGCGAUUGAGUACCUCUCCCAUGAUGCAAUGGGACUGACCCUGACUGUGAUAGCUGUAGUGGGAGCCUGCCUCACCGUUGCUGUUUUGGCAGUAUUCCUCUACCACAGGAACACUCCGAUUGUAAAAGUCAACAACUCAGAGCUGAGCUUCUUCAUCCUGCUCUCUCUGACUCUGUGUUUCCUGUGUGCGCUGGUGUUCAUUGGAGAGCCUACAUCAUGGUCCUGCAUGCUGCGCCAUACUGCCUUCAGCAUCACUUUCUCACUCUGCAUCUCCUGUAUCCUGGGGAAGACUCUGGUGGUGCUGGCUGCCUUUACAGCCACCAGGCCUGGAAACAACCUCAUGAAAUGGCUGGGACCCAAACAGCAGAGAUUUAUCAUCUCUGCCUGCACCUUUAUACAAGUGAUAAUCUGUGCAGUGUGGCUGAUCACUGCUCCUCCUUUCCCAAAUAAAAACAAUCAGUACCACCGGUCCAGAAUAAUCCUGGAGUGCAGCGUGGGCUCUGAACAGGCCUUCUGGGGUGUUCUGGGAUACAUUGGUCUCCUGGCUGCUCUGUGUUUUAUUCUGGCCUUUCUGGCCAGGAAGUUGCCAGGCAAUUUUAAUGAAGCCAAAUACAUCACCUUCAGCAUGCUGAUCUUCUGUGCAGUGUGGCUUGCCUUUGUACCAGCUUAUGUGAGCUCACCUGGAAAGUUCACUGUAGCUGUGGAGAUAUUUGCAAUUUUAGCAUCUAGUUUUGGCCUACUGCUUUGCUUAUUUGCUCCAAAAUGCUACAUAAUUUUACUGAAGCCACAGAAAAAUACCAAACAACAUCUGAUGGGGAAAGUUGUUACCAAAUAG
Messenger RNA from Anguilla rostrata (American eel), 2406 nucleotides. Its product is annotated as extracellular calcium-sensing receptor-like. Gene Ontology annotation, biological process: G protein-coupled receptor signaling pathway. Lineage: Eukaryota; Metazoa; Chordata; Actinopteri; Anguilliformes; Anguillidae. Gene Ontology annotation, molecular function: G protein-coupled receptor activity. The record is from RefSeq and is a predicted model, not a curated record. The transcript is spliced from 6 exons. Bases 1 to 2406 code for a protein of 801 amino acids. Gene Ontology annotation, cellular component: plasma membrane.